This is a messenger RNA of Aspergillus novofumigatus IBT 16806, 1247 nucleotides long. RefSeq names its product acetyl xylan esterase. Gene Ontology annotation, cellular component: extracellular region. The record is from RefSeq and is a predicted model, not a curated record. Gene Ontology annotation, molecular function: hydrolase activity. The coding region runs from base 304 to 1146 and encodes 280 amino acids. The transcript is spliced from 5 exons. Lineage: Eukaryota; Fungi; Ascomycota; Eurotiomycetes; Eurotiales; Aspergillaceae.
GCUAUAUGAGUCUGUUGUGCCCCGAGUGAUUCUCUGACCCGCAGAAAAACGUCCCGUACUGUCCUAAUCAUGAUUUAUGAAUAAGACCUUGAAUUAUCCCGUCGUACAGCUGUCUGUGUCUCACCUAAUCCAAUCAGAGCUCUCUGUAUUUCUUUCCCAUCAAGCUUGACUCCUCGAGUCAAGCUGACUCUGAUACUGAACCGGAUAUGCAACCGGUACCGGUUUCUGUUUCUCCAUCUGCGCCGUCGCCAUCUGGUAUUGAUUCAUCGGCCAUUGAUUGUGAGAGUGCUGGGCAGCCUGCCAAUGUUGGUUGUGAGGCUGGGGAGGAGUCUGCCAUUGCUCAGAAGGCGCAAACGAGUAGCUAAGUUCGUCAAUUGCUUUCUAAGUCAUGCAUCCGCUGCAGGUCCUCACCCCGAAGGAUCACCGAUCGUCACUCCCCGAAGGAUUGAAUCCUCCGUGGGCCCUGUUUCACCUCCAGCUUCGGCAUACGACACCGGCUCCCCCUAUGCCAAACUGGCAGAACACUUAUGGCUUCAUAGUCAUCUAUCCCGAGAGUCCCUACGAAUUCAAAUGCAGGGACGUGAGCCAGAAGCGACUCUGACUCACAAUGGUGGCGGAAACAGCAACUCCAUCGCCAACAUGGCCGCCUGGACUAAGAAGCAGUACAAGGUCGACUGCAUCAAGGUGUUUGUGACCGGUAGCAGCUCCAGGCGCCAUGAUGACGCCACAUAUCCCGAGCUAUUCGCCGCAGGUAUCGCCUACUCCGGUGUACCCACCGGCUGCUUCAUGUCCGCCACCGACCAGGUCCAGGCAUGGAACAGCACCUGCUCGCAGGGCAAGUCCAUCGCCACGCCUGAGGCCAUGUACCCGGGAUAUAACGGCCCACGACCUAAGAUGCAAAUCUACCACGGGAGUGCCGAUACGGCUCUGCUCCCGCCUAGCUACAACGAGACCUGCAAGCAGUGGGCGGGCGUCUUCGGGUAUAAGUACGACGCUCCAAAGAGUGUCGUACAGAAUACUCCCGAGGCCAAGUAUGAGACCACCACUUGGGGUGACAAGUUGCAGGGUAUCUAUGCCACUGGCGUCGGCCGCACGGUGCCCAUUCACGGGGAGCGAGAUAUGAUGUCGUUUGGUUUUGCCCGUUGAUGGCAAUCCUAGUUUCAUCAGGCGGUUAUACGGAACGAAACGGGUUAUAGAAUUAUGUCAGGAAUAGAAGAGGAAUAGAGCGGAUCAAGCAUGCUAAAUAA